Messenger RNA from Staurois parvus, 396 nucleotides. NCBI's taxonomy places the organism in Eukaryota, Metazoa, Chordata, Amphibia, Anura, Ranidae. The record is from the annotation of a GenBank genome assembly.
AUACACAUGCACAGACACAUGUACAUACAGACACACAAAACACACAUGUACACACACACACACAUGUACAGAUACAUGUACAUACACACAGACACAUGUACAAUUGUACACACACACACACACAAACACCCCCCCCCCCCCAUAAAAAGUUGCAGUACUUCGUUGUUCACUCACAGAUCCGGGUACUGCACUCUAGGGGGAGGCAGAGAGCACAGCACACACUCCUUGUUUUGCUUUCACUGCACUCAGCUAUUGAGUAGUCUGACGGCUCCCAGUGCCAAUGACAGAUCCGGCCUGAGCUCCGCGCCUGCUCAGCAAGACGGCCCUGGGGGACACACUCCCACCAUAAUUUCCACUUGCCAUUGGCGAGCAGGCGAGUGGAAAUUUCAAGCCCUG